Aspergillus ruber CBS 135680 is the source of this 1163-nucleotide messenger RNA. RefSeq lists its product as uncharacterized. The record is from RefSeq and is a predicted model, not a curated record. The coding region runs from base 390 to 683 and encodes 97 amino acids. NCBI's taxonomy places the organism in Eukaryota, Fungi, Ascomycota, Eurotiomycetes, Eurotiales, Aspergillaceae. The transcript is spliced from 2 exons.
CAAAAAACGCGAUAAAAUUAGUAUUCGAGAAGCCGCUCGGAUCUAUAAUGUGUCUCAGACAACCUUAUGUGCCAGAAUGAACAGUAGAAGUGCUCAGCAGGACCUUCAGCCAAAUCCAACCAAAUUUACAAAGCUGGAAGAGGAGGCUAUUCUCCAGCAUGUUUUAGAUCUGGAUUUGCGAGGGUUCUUGUCUAGUUGACUGAUGUGGAAGAUAUUGUGAAUCUUCUGCUUGCAGAUCACAACACAGGGUGUGUGGGAAAUGCUGGGCCUUGAACUAUGUUAAGCAACAACCAGAGCUCAAGACAUGUCUAAAUCGCCUGUACAACUACCAAAGAGCCAUAUGAGAAGAUUCUAAGAGAAUUCAGGCAUGGUUCAAUCUUGUAUGGAAUAUGCAAACCAAGUACGGCAUUGAAGAUGCUGAUAUCUAUAACUUUGACAAGACUGGGUUUAUGAUGGGCGUUAUACUGCCAUCAAUGGUAGAACCCAUGAGUUGGAUGUUCCAUUAUCCUAGUAGAGCGCCGUUACAGGGAGUCAAUGCAGAUGGGUGGUACAUCCUGCCAUUUAUCAUACUUCAAGGAGCUUAUCAUUUGGCGAAUUGGUACUCAGAGAGCAACCUCCCUCCAGAAUGGGUGCUUGGAGCCACCCAUAAUGGAUGGACCAACAAUGAGACUGGCCUGGAAUGAAUUCAACAUUUUGAUAAAUACACAGCUUCCCGUGUAAAGGGUGCAUAUCAGAUGCUAUUGAUUAAUGGCCAUGAGAACCACCAUUCGGCCAAGUUCGACCAAUUUUGCAAGGCCAAGAACAUCACUACUAUCUGUAUGCCACUGCACCCAUCUCACCUUCUUUAGCUACUUGAUGUUGGAUGCUUCAGUCCACUCAAGCGGGCAAACAGUCGCUAGAUAGAAGGACUCAUCAAGUCACAUGUCAAUCAUAUUACCCAACUCGAUUUCCUCAUCGCGUUUCAUGAAACAUUCUUUACAUCUAUGACCAAGAAAGAUGCCAAGGCAAGAUUCAGAGGCUCUGGUUUAGUACCUCUGGACCCUGAAGCUGUUUUGUUAAAGCUAAAUGUCAGGUUAAGAACACCAACAUCAUCUGACUUGCCUCCAACUUUUGCCAACCACUGGGUUUCUCAAAUGCCACACAAUUCAAUUGAAGCGGUUUCG